CAGGGCAAUGGCAUAAGAAGGAACAGGAAAAUUUAUCAUGAGGCCUCAUUUGAAUUUAAUUACUAACCAACCACCUCUCUAAAGUGAACCAUCUUUCUUCUUUUGCUUUAUUCUACCACCACUGAGGCCAAAUUUUCUCUGACUUUGACAUCAUGGAUCCUAGGAAGGUUUACAGUGAGAUGCAGAACUUAGCCAAGGUUGGUCAGAGCUUCCCAAAUCCUGAAGACCGUCGCUUCCUUUGGGAAUCAGUAGAAAGUAUGGAAAGUUCCCUAACAUCUACUCUGAGCACUAUCGCUGCAGAGGAGGUGUUCAAGGAGGCAGAUAAACUGCCAGAAGAAUGUGAGGAUGAGGAGCAUGGUCUGACAUCUGCCAAGAAGGGCAUGAUUGAACCUGACCAGGAUGAUACCCAAAAGAUGGAAGGCCACAACUUGCAAGUAACAGAUGAAAGGAUGAAGCAGAUCAGUGAAAAAACAGCAGAGGCCUUUGAUGUCUUGGCAAAAGGAGAACUCCAGAAAGGAGCUGACUUAUUCUCAGAUGUCAUCAGGUUGAAUCCACAUCUUGCCCAGUCAUAUAUUAGCAGAGCCAAUGUCUUUCUACAGCUACAAAAGCCCAUGGCUGCCAUUAGGGACUGUGAGAGAGCAAUUGAGCUCAACCCUAAUUCAACACAGCCCUAUCAGUUGCGAGAAAAAGCACUCCAACUCUUGGGACACUUGGAGGAGGCAGCCUGUGACCUGGCCUUGGCCCAUACAUUGGGCUUUGAUGAUGCUAAUGCUGUGCAAAAAUCUAGCCAUGUGAAAAGAGUGAAGAAGGCUCAAGGAAAAGAAGCAGGUGUUAAAAAGGUGGCUCUGGGGGAUCAGGAGAAAGCUCAGAGAGAGGAAGAAUCCACUGAGGAGCCCGAGAGUGAGGAGAGCGAGUUGGAGACUGAUAGUGAAGGGGUGAUUGAACCUGAUGAGGAUGACCCCCAAGAGAUGGGAGAUGAGAAUUUAGAAGUAACAGAUGAAAUGAGGAAGCAGGCAAAUGACAAGAAGAGGGAGGCCUUGGAUGCAGUGGGUAAAGGUGAUCUGCAGAAAGCUAUCAAUUUGUUCACUGAUGCCAUCAAACUGAACCCACAGCUUACCAUCUUGUACACCAACCGAGCCAGCAUCUAUGUGCAAUUGCAGAAGCCAAAUGCUGCCAUUAGAGACUGUGACAAAGCCAUAAAAAUCAACCCUGAUUCUGCACAAUCCUACAAAUGGCGAGGGAAAGCACUCAGGCUCUUGGGUCACUGGCAGGAGGCAGCCAAAGACUUCGCCUUAGCUUGCCAGCUGGAUUAUGAUGAAGAUGCCAAUGCUAUGCUGAAGGAGGUUCAUCAGAGGGCCCAGAAAAUUGACAAACACUGGUGGAAGUAUGAGCAAAAACACAAGUUAAAAAUAUUUAAGGACACAUUGAGCAGGCUGACAAAAGCCCUGGAGGAGCAGAACCGAGCUCAGCUUCAGGCCUCUGAGGAGCUGGAGAGAGUUCAGUUUGGGGAUCCUCAGGAAGAGGAAAGAGCACUGUCUCAGGCUUCCUCAGAACAUGAACAAAAAAUUCAGUCUCAGGCUUCUCAGACAUGUGUAAAUGACUAUUAUAUAUUUUCUGGAGAGCAAGAGGGGGAACAGGAAAAUCUUCAGCUGGAGACCCAGGGAACAGCUGACAGAGAGGAAGAGUCUAGUGAGGAGAGUGAGUUGGAGAUUGAUAGUGAAGGUGUGAUUAAACCAGAUGAAGAUGAUCCUCAAGAGAUGGGAAAUGAGGAUUUGGAAGUAACAGAUGAAAUGAGGAAGCAAGCAAAUCAAAAAAAGAAAGAGGCCUUUGAUGCCGUGGGUAAAGGUGAUCUGCAAAAAGCUAUUGACUUGUUCACUGAUGCCAUCAAACUGAACCCACGGCUUACCAUCUUGUAUGCCAACCGAGCCAGCAUCUAUGUGCAGUUGCAGAAGCCAAAUGCUGCCAUUAGAGACUGUAAUAAAGCCUUAAAAAUCAACCCUGAUUCUGCACAGCCCUACAAAUGGCGAGGGAAAGCACUCAGGCUCCUAGGUCACUGGCAGGAGGCAGCCAGGGACCUUGCCUUGGCUUGUCAGCUGGAUUAUGACGAAGAUGCCAAUGCUACACUGAAGGAAGUUCAGCGGAGGGCUCAGAAAAUCACCAGACACCAAAGAAAGCACAAGCAAAAUCACAAGGAUGAUGAAUUUAAGGAGAUGGUAGAAAGGAUGAAGGAAGCCCUGGGUAGGCAGAAGAUUAAAAAAGAAUUACAAAGAGAUGAGAAGAUAUCCCUAGAGCAACAAGAAGAGGGUUGGGAAAAGGUUAUCAUAGAACAGGAGAGAACAACUCAGAGGGUGCUGGAAGUACAGGGAAACAUUGAACAGGAGGUGACAGAGGAGCAAGAGAGAGCUGACUUAGCAGAGAUGCAAGAAAAAGGGGCAGUUCAGCAGAUGGAGUUGGAGCAACAGUUGAUUGCUUUGCAGAUGGAGCUAGAGGAACGGCUGAAAGUUCAGCAGAUAGAGCUGGGAGAAGAGGAGAGAGCCCUACAGAAGAUGCUGGAAGGACACAAAAGAGCUCAGAAGAAGGUGCUGGAAGAGCAAGAGAGAAUCCACCUGGAAGCUCUGGAGCAGCUAGAAAAGGCUCAACAGCAGGCCCUGGAAGAGCUGCUGAGUGUUCAGAAGAAGGUCCUGGAGGAGCAGGAAAGAGCUCAGAAGAAAUCUCUGGAAGAAAAGGAGAGGGCUGAGAAAGCCCUGCAGGAGCUAAGAAGAGCUCACAAAAAGGCCCUGGAGGAACUGGAGGUCGCUCAGAGAAAGGCCCUGAGUGAGCAUGUAAGGGCUCAGCAGCAGGCUUUAGUGGAACAAAAGAAAACUCAGAUGGCUAUGGAAGAACUGGAGAGAGCUCACAAGAAAUCCCUUGCAGAACAAGAGAAAGCCCAGAAAGCUGCACUAGAGGAGCAGAAGAGAGUCCAGAAGGCCCUAGAGGAACUAGAGAGAUCGCAGAGAAAGGCUCUGGCAGAGCAGGCAGGAGCACAAAAGGCAGCCAUAAGGGAACAGGAAAGAGCCCAGAAAGCCUUGAUAGAAUUGGCAAGAGCUCAGCAGCAAGCAUUGGAAGAACAGGAGAGAGCUAAGAAGAAGGCCCUAGAGGAACAGGAAAGGGCUCAAAAGGCCCUGGACACACUUGAGAAAGCUCAGAAAAAAGCCCUGGAGGAACUGGAGAGAGCUCAGAGAGGUGCCCUGGGUGAACAACAGAAAGCUCAGAAGAAAGCCAUGGAGGAACAGGAGAGAGCUCUGAAGGCCCUGGAGGAGAUGGAGAAAUCUCAGAGGGAGGCUAUGGACAAAGAAAAAAGGGGUCAGAAGAAAGUGCUGGAGGAACAGAGGAGAGCUGAGGAAUUGGAGAGCGCUCAGGAAAAGCUUCCAAAGGAACAGGAGCCAACUCAGAAAAGAGCCCAAGAAGAACAUGAGAGGACUCAUACAAAGUUCUCUAAAGGACUAAACCAAACAUACAGGAAAGACCUCGAGAAAGUAGAGAAUGCUCAUAAAAAGUGUUCUGUGGACCAGGAAGAACCUCAGAGGAAGGAUUCAGAAGAACAGGAAUCAGCUCAAGAAACUGUCCAAGAGGACCAACUGAGAGCUGAGAGGGGGAAAGAGCAGGGAAAACAUUCCUUGAGACCACUCGCAAACUCCCUCUGGGAUUAUUUUGAAUCAGGGUAGGUCUUAGGAGCCUGAGUAUUGUCUGAAUUUGCCUUGGGAUUCAACCACCACUGACAAACACAAGAACUAGCAUGUGCUCACAGUAUCAUGUAAGAACUGAAGUGAAUUUGGAGGUCAUCUGCAACU
Gavialis gangeticus (Gharial) is the source of this 3830-nucleotide messenger RNA. Its product is annotated as golgin subfamily A member 6-like protein 22. Gene Ontology annotation, molecular function: Hsp70 protein binding. NCBI's taxonomy places the organism in Eukaryota, Metazoa, Chordata, Crocodylia, Gavialidae. The record is from RefSeq and is a predicted model, not a curated record. The transcript has a single exon. Bases 153 to 3704 code for a protein of 1183 amino acids.